GAAUAAGUAGUCAGUUACUUUUAGUUCAUCUUGACACAUUACAGUUCUGUCGAACCCUUCCAUUUCCAUUUUGGAUUUCCAUUUUCGGUGAAGCAAAUCAGCAGGACAAAAUGUCUUCGACUGGAGAAUUUCUACAUCUGAAGAUACAAUAUGAAUCAAAAGAAGAGGAACUAGAGCAUGAAGGUUUCGAUUGCUGCCGUUGGUUGUACAAAAAGCAUAUGCCCAAUAAUGAUGACUGUGGUCAACCAAAAGUGAACCCUAAGAGUUUUGUGUCCUGGGUUUAUAACUUGCAGGAGUUUCCACCGGAUAAUAUUAUUAUUCAGCUGAAAGACAAAUUCAUAUAUCUAAACGCCUUCAAACAUGACCCACGCGAUCGCCAGGAUCUCAUUAAGCGAAUAUUAAUGCCGGACAAAGUGGACCAGUCUAAGGUUACUUGCAAAAUGAGUUCUAAAGGAAUCCUCACUAUCACGGCACUUUUUGACUAGGGGAACUUGGUAUUAAUUUCAAAUUUAUUUAAUUUAUAUUUAUAAAAAUUGUUUGCUACGAUAUGUAAAAAUUGUUUGAACUUAUAUGUAUAAUGCAUAUUUUAAAAACUGUCACAAAAAUGACUUCCAAAUAAAUGUUACGUUGAAACAUAAA
Molecule: messenger RNA, 639 nt
Organism: Drosophila ananassae
Lineage: Eukaryota; Metazoa; Arthropoda; Insecta; Diptera; Drosophilidae
Exons: 1
Coding region: 111-485 (124 amino acids)
Source: RefSeq, a predicted model, not a curated record